This is a messenger RNA of Styela clava, 981 nucleotides long. Lineage: Eukaryota; Metazoa; Chordata; Ascidiacea; Stolidobranchia; Styelidae. The record is from RefSeq and is a predicted model, not a curated record.
AUGUCUGGCAAGUUUGCGAGAAAUGGAACUGACACGUAUUCAUCGGGCGGAGGCAGUGGAUAUGUAGUUGAUCCUGGCCAGCCAGCAGUGGACUAUGGACCAUUUUCGUUCAAGACUCGUACUAAGUUUGUGUGUUCUAUAACAGGGAAAUGUGGGGUCCAUGACCUGCUUCUACAUGGAAGUGAUAAGUCUGAAUUCUUAUGGGCAGAAGAAAUUUUGGAAUCUUCCGACGAAGAAAAAUGCCAUCAGUAUUUUCGAAUGCAAACGUAUCAAUUUGACUAUUUGCUCGAUAAACUUGAAUCGAUAAUCAGUAAAAAAGACACAUUUUGGCGAAGUGCCAAACGAAGGCUAAUAUUGACUAUUCGAUAUUUGGCCACUGGUGCUUCUCAGUUGGAUCUUGCGCUUUCAUUCCGAAUUGGCCACUCAACUAUUGGGACAAUUCUCAGAGAAACAAUGUCUGCUCUGUGGAAAAAACUUGUUAAUGAAGUUAUGCCUCCACCUACUCCGGGGAAAUGGUUGGAGAUUGCUAAGGAAUUCAAUUUUAGAUGGCAAUGUCCAAAUUGCAUUGGUGCUCUUGAUGGAGAGCAUGUGCGAAUAAAAUGCCCUCCAAAUAGUGGCAGCGAAUUCUAUAAUUAUAAGGGUUACUUUUCAAUUGUUCUACUGGCUGUCUGUGAUGCGCAAUAUAGGUUUGUUAUUGUCGACAUUGGUAAUUCUGGUAGGCACAGUGAUGGUGGUGUUUUUUCAAACUCACGAUUGGGAAAAGGAUUCGAUCAAUCCAGCCUCAAUAUUCCUGGCCAGCAGACUCUGCCUGGCACUAGUGAAUCCAUCCCAUUAUAUUAUGAUGCUUUCCCAACCGUAGAUAACUUGCCUCAAGCCUGUAUAGAGCAAGAUACCUCAAUAGAGAGUUUGACUGAAAAUACUAGUGAAGGCGGAGAUGGUGAACAUUUUGAGAAAAAGCACCCAGCAGCUGGAGAAUACUAA